AUGAACGGAGACGCACGCAGUGGUAGCGGUAUGCUACUUGGCGAUUCGCCGGACGAUUCUGACAACGACAUGAAUUUUGAUAGUGAGAGAGGAGAUCCAACGAUGCAUUCCACAGCAGAUGUGCUUUCCUACUACUCUAGAAAAGAUUCUCGAGAUAGAGACGGUUGUAGCAGUCGCAAUGCCGGCGUGGCCUUUAUCGUCAUGUCCGUGCUGGGGCUUCUAUUCGGUUUUAUUAUUAUCUCACGCAACGCGCUGCACGGCGAGGCUGGCGUAUUGGAGUCCGAAGAUCGAGAGAAUCUGACCCAUCUGCUGCCGAAUGCGAGUAUAGACGAUUCCAAGGUGUUCACCUCCAUAGUCACUAGCACGGUUCUGGUGACGGCCACCACAGAAAUCACCGAAACAGUAUGA
Messenger RNA from Sphaeroforma arctica JP610, 408 nucleotides. RefSeq lists its product as hypothetical. The record is from RefSeq and is a predicted model, not a curated record. Lineage: Eukaryota; Ichthyosporea; Ichthyophonida. Bases 1 to 408 code for a protein of 135 amino acids. The transcript has 2 exons.